CUUGUUCUUCUCUCCAAACACAUCUUUCUUCUAGAUAGCUAGACAAUGGACAGGAUCAAGUGUCAAAAACUACAAACUGGGAUCAAAUUCGAAAAAACCCAGUUUUUGAAGAAGACCCUUCAGCUCCUGAUCUCCAUCUGUGUCUUUUUCUUCUUCCUUUCCUACUCUGCAACGUUUUCUUUCUUAGAACUUUCAUUCAAUUUAUACUUCUCUACGUUUUCUUUCCAACUCUUCGACCAUACUAUUGACAGGAAUUACAUGUUUCUCCUCUGCAAUGGAAUCCUGUUCUUCCUAGCCAUGAACUCUGGUCUGAUCAGUUAUUCUUCAGUAGAGACGGAUAAAAUUCAUGAUGAAUUCCAGCGGAGGAAUAGAGAUGAUCUUCAAAGGGUGAAUGAAAUGCCAGAGAAGAAAGCUUCCGCCUCAGAGGAGGUAGUUGUGUUGGAGAGAAUCCAAACUUCAGAGAAUGCUCUAGGUGGAGGAGGAGGAGGAGGAGGAGGAAAUGGGUGUUUGAUUACAGUGGAAGAUGGAAAUGGGUAUUUGAUUGCAGUGGGAAGAGAGAGUGGUUUCUUAACUGCAGGAGCAGCAGCAACAUCAACAUCAACAUCAACAUCAACAGCAGCAGCAGAAACAGAAGAAGAAGUAGAAGAAGAAGAAAACGAAGAAGGAAAUGGAUGGAUAAGUACGGAGGAAUUGAACAAAAAAUGUGAAGAUUUUAUAAGAAAGAUGAAACAAGGAAUCAGAAGCGAAGCUCAGAGGCAACUGGUUAUGGUUUAAAUUAAGAAUCAGUCUCCAAAAUUUCAGAUUGCAGAUCUCAGACAAUGUUCAGUAUUUU
Messenger RNA from Telopea speciosissima, 832 nucleotides. RefSeq lists its product as uncharacterized. NCBI's taxonomy places the organism in Eukaryota, Viridiplantae, Streptophyta, Magnoliopsida, Proteales, Proteaceae. The transcript has a single exon. The coding region runs from base 46 to 774 and encodes 242 amino acids. The record is from RefSeq and is a predicted model, not a curated record.